CCGUUUAAAUUUUAAAAACUGAUUUCUUGGAUGAUAUAUAAGCUAUAAAUUGCUUUAUUUUACGAAUCAAGUGCAUAGGAAAAGAAUCAACAAAAGAAUGGUUUAUUCGACAAUUACAGCGUUAGCGGUGGGACUGUGUUUUAUUGCGCAAUCAUUUGCUGUAACGAAAGAUGAUAUCUACAACGAGGCCAAAAAGCACGAAAGGAAAGGAAGUACGAAAUGGAAACUGGUAGGAACCACAUACAAAUGCAAUAUUUUUGUCGAUGAUGUGUUUGCAAAUGUUGGAGCAAAACGUCCUCAAAGGCAUCCAUUAAUGUUUUGGAAAGCAUCGCCCAUUGGUGCCAAUGAAUGGGGCAAUUCCAAUUCAGAAUAUGUUCUUCGGACGAAAUGCUACACACAUAUCUCGAGUGUUAGUACCAAACAGAGAGGAGAUGUUAUAGCGUUCCCAAGCACUAGUGGCUCGGGCCAUGUUGGCAUUGUUUCUUAUGGUAAUCAGUACAUCAGCGCUGGAGAUAAAACAGUCGAUGAAAAAGCAAUUCCUUCCGGCAAACCCACAACAGUUUGGCGAUACAAUUAUAACAAACAAGGAUGCUGAUUUGUUAGUCUGUUUGAUUUCUGUAAUAACAUUGUAGAUUUCUAUUUUAAAUCUAGAAUUGGCAUGUAAACAGAUAAACUACUUUAUAUCGAAUCUAAAAACAACAGAGUCUUAUUUUUCAUUAGAAAUGGUUAUAAAUAAAAAAUCUCAAUUCAUCGAUGUACACGAAUACACGAACUUCAUGUAUAGGCAGAUACACGCAUUGUUGAUUUAUCAAACAUUUAUUUGUAAGUAUAGUCAAGAAAUAGCAGCAGCAGUAACAAUGGUGAAAGUGCCGACAGAUUGUCGAUUUGUUUUAGUUCAAAGCAUUAUUUAUUUGCACAAAUUUUAUAAGUCAAAUGGUUUUGGUGUUGAACAGAUAAGUACAACCUCUCUUGGCUUUCAUGCAUUAACCACUUUAUAAAAUUGUAAAGGCAACUGUAUUAGCGGAG
Molecule: messenger RNA, 1026 nt
Organism: Magallana angulata
Lineage: Eukaryota; Metazoa; Mollusca; Bivalvia; Ostreida; Ostreidae
Exons: 4
Coding region: 98-595 (165 amino acids)
Source: RefSeq, a predicted model, not a curated record